Molecule: messenger RNA, 1757 nt
Organism: Hirundo rustica (Barn swallow)
Lineage: Eukaryota; Metazoa; Chordata; Aves; Passeriformes; Hirundinidae
Product: transmembrane protein 100-like
Exons: 2
Coding region: 816-1187 (123 amino acids)
Biological process (GO): cellular response to BMP stimulus
Source: RefSeq, a predicted model, not a curated record
UGAUGGAAGCUAAGAGUCCUUUUCAACGCCCUGAGUGGAGGCUGGAGGUGUGGGGAUGCUGCAGGGGGGUGCAACCAGCACAGGAGGCUGGAGCUGUGUUUAGGGGUAGCACCACAUCACCAGUUUCCUGAGAAGUUUGGUCCCGUGACUGGUCACCCUCUGUUCCCCCCAGCAGCAGUGUCCCACCACCAUCACCAGUCCGUGGGUUCCCAGUGCCAGGGGACAAAGCUGAAGAGGGCGACACCGGGAGAAAAAACAACUUGGAAGGAGGUGAUGGUGUUGGCACUGCCCGCAGAGAAGGCAAAGGGGCUCAGGGGAGUGGCUGGAAGUGCCGCUGCCCGUUCCCUUGGGAUCUCCCUGCCCCAGUGUGGCCUGGGGGCACUGGGCAGUCGGGACAGCGUCCGUGCCCCAGCGCUGCCUGGCCGGGGUCCGGGAUGGCGAAAACAGCUGCAGGCUGGAAAAACACAUCCCAAGAGCGAUCCCAGCUGGGCUGCAGGCAGGUGCUCGCUAAAGCCCGAAACAGUUAACAGGCGGCGAGGCCGAGCCGGUCCUCCCACCGUCAUGAGAUCACCGCUGCCACCGCCAAUCCUCGCUGCGAUCCUCCUCCAGCCCCCCAUCAGCCUGGCGGCAGAGGAGCCGGGAGCCAAAGCUGCGAGUGAGAGCGGCGGCAGCCGAGGUCCCGGCCCGUCUGCACCUCGAUCCGCCGCACAAAGUGACCAUGUAGGAUCCGGAAUCUUCCCUCCAUCACCGGCACCGCGACUCCCGUCCGUCCGAGACGCGCCUUGCGCUGCUUCUUCCCGGGUUCUCUUGCCAACAUGAUGGGCUGCAAGUCCAACUCACUCACUUGCCUGCAGGGAGGCAAACCAGGGCUGCCGCUGGCCACGGCCACCGAUUCCACGGCUACACUCAACAAACUGGCUCUGGCCACGGGCGGGACCGAGAAAUCCUGGUACCGCUGCAUCUUCCCCUUCGGCAUCGUCUCCGUGGUCAUCGGCGUCGCGGCGACGUGCAUCACCUUCACCAUCAAUGGUCCCCAAAUGGACAUCGCUAAGGUGGUCUCGGUGGCCACCUUGAUCUUCGGGGUGGGCCUGCUGGUGGCCGCCUAUGUGUGCUGGCGAGCCAAGCGGGAGCGGCAGCGCCAGCGACAGCGCCAGGAGCCGCUCGCCCUGGAGCAGGGAGCGCUCUGACCCGGGCUGGGGGCACAGGCUCGGCUCCGCCCGGAGCCCCCCGCUCACACACCCCCCUCCGCGAGCAGAGGGGUGACAGCACCGGCUUUGUCGCAUCCGAGGGGGUCCGGACCCUGCCGAGGUCAGCUCGCCGUCGUUCUCCGCCCCGCCCGCGCCAGCGUCCGGCCAUCCCCGCUCCCGGCGUGGGGUAGGGGCAGCCCAGCCACGCUGGGGGCUCCCUCCUGCCCGCCUGCCUGGCACCGGCAUGGAAAGAGCCCGGAGAGUGGCCAAGAAGGCCGGAGAGCGGCUGAGGAGCGAGUCACCAGACGGGGACCCGCUGCCUCUCCCUGCGAGCCGCAGCGAGCCCGAGGCGCUGCUCUGUGCCGGGGAAGCCGAGGCAGCCCCUGCUGGGUGUCGGAAGAGUCCGGCGUCACUUCUGUCCUCUUGCGUUUUUUUCCCUGUGGCGAGGACCCGCGUGGCUCAGGACAGAGGGAGUUUAGACGGAAGCUGGGUGCGGGGAGCAGCCGCGUGGCAGGCUGGGUGUGGGGCUGCGGGACGCGGCGACAGCGAUGCGUGAGCAGGGCCGGCGUG